Diachasmimorpha longicaudata is the source of this 1002-nucleotide messenger RNA. RefSeq lists its product as uncharacterized. Lineage: Eukaryota; Metazoa; Arthropoda; Insecta; Hymenoptera; Braconidae. The transcript is spliced from 2 exons. The coding region runs from base 42 to 953 and encodes 303 amino acids. The record is from RefSeq and is a predicted model, not a curated record.
CGUUCAAUUGGUUGAAUUUAACGUCUGUUUUCAAUUUUGACAUGUAUCUUGCAAAAUUUAACCAAAAAAUCUCCAGUAAAAUUGCACGAAAUGUUUUCGUUAAAAAAUUUCAGACGAUCGCAUCGUUACUCUCUCCCUGUUCGAAUGACGCCAAACGGUGUGUUAAAAGACAAAAAAUUGGACGAACUACCAAAAGUCGUUGCGAUAGAAUGAGGGAAGCGAUUGAAAAAUGUCCGAAAAUAUUACCUAAAGAAACCUGUCCGUCGUAUGACGCUGAAGAUAAUUCAUCCAUUCUCAAGACUGAGAAUGCAGCAGAUGUGUACCUCAGAUCUCAGAGAAUACUCAGAUUGCGAGCCUCAGAGCUAAUGAAAUUCCUGCAAACUCGAAAGAGUUCGCUCCUGAUUGAUAUGAGAAAACAAUUAGAUGCGACAGGCCUCCAAGAUAUCGAAGACAUGCGGAAGAUCAUCUGCAGUAUUGACAAGAAGAUGAGAGUCCUUGUAGACUUAGACGUCAAGUGUGGCCUUACAAAUAAGUUCAAAGUUCUCAAAUUAACUGAUCAAGCGAGUCAAAAAAUCAAAGUCUCGAACAGAAGCUCAGAAAUGGCCCUCGAGAGUCUUCAUAAAGACUUGGACAAUCUCGUAAAUGAUACCUGUUGCAAAAUAGAUACUAUAAUGAAGACAAUGGCUCAUUGCAAAAAUUGUCAAUCACCAGAGUCUUUGGGGGAAUGUGUGAAGUCAAGGGGAGUCCAAGCGGUUGAAUUACUAGAUCAACUUGAUCAGGAUCUGAAGCGACAAAUCGAAACAUUAGAAAGGACUCACGAUGAUGUCUUAAGUAAACGUAGAUUGAUGUCUAAAACAAUUUUCAAGGAGUAUCAGAAGAAUACGAGUAAUUUGUCUGACGAACUGUCUGAUUUCAUCAGACGUCUGGAGCUAAAAUCAUCCGAUAGGAAAUAAUCAAUUGAUUAAUUUUAUAAUUAUUGUGGAGAAUGAUAGCCUCACCAUC